Messenger RNA from Triticum turgidum subsp. durum (durum wheat), 1893 nucleotides. NCBI's taxonomy places the organism in Eukaryota, Viridiplantae, Streptophyta, Magnoliopsida, Poales, Poaceae. The record is from the annotation of a GenBank genome assembly.
AUGCAGCAUGUUGAAGCUCUGGAGGUUCUUCUCCAAGGCCUCUCUGGUGUCCCAAAGGAACGUGUGAGGGUGCAUGAGCUCUGUCUUAAAAGUGUACCAAUGCUAGUCGUACAGGAGCUGUCCCAUCAGAGGACCAUAAGACAUGUUGGUGGUGCCAUGAGAGGUGCCGGUGCAGAGCAAAUCUCAAUUCUUGUGCGUACAAUCGUAGAAAGCAAAGCCAGCAGCAAUGUGUUACGUUACUUCUACGGCAUCGGCUACAAGUUAGAUCAUGAAAUCUUGAAGGUUGGCUUUGCGUUUCGCUUCCAGCGAGGUGCCCAGUUCACCGUGACUGUGACUUCUGCCAACAAGAUGCCAAAACUGCAUGCGACCGACGAAGCUGUGCAGGUCACUCCUGGAAUACAGCUGGUGGAGAUCACAGCACCAGCCGCUGCUAACAAUUACAAUGAUGUUGUUUCAGCUGUCACCUCAUUCUGUGAAUAUCUAGCGCCGCUGCUGCAUCUCUCUAAACCAGGCAAUUCAACUGGAAUCGUCCCGACUGCUGGUGCUGCUGCUGCCUCGCUCAUGUCAAGUGGUGAUAUUAAACUGAUAAGAACAGAUACUACACUUGAUCUUAGCCAAAAGGCCGAGAAAGGGUGGUUCUCGUACGACAGCAUCAGCGACACGGAGCGCCGCCUGUUGCCGGAGUUCUUCGAAGGGGAGGUCGCGGCCGUGUCUGGGUCCCGGGGCCCGGAAGCCUACAAGUACUACCGCAACACCCUCGUCAAGAGGUUCCGGGCAAGACCAGCGCGCCGGCUCACGCUCACCGAGGCCAGGCGGGGCCUUAUCGGCGACGUUGGCUCUGUGCGCCGUGUGUUUGACUUCCUGGAGGAAUGGGGGCUCAUCAACCAUGGUGCUCCCCCGCUGGGGGCGAAGCAGGGGAAAGACAAGAGGGAGGAGGCGACGACUUCUCAGUCUUCUUCUCAGUCUUCAUUGCCUGCUGGACCAACCACACCCAAGAAGCUCUGUGUAGGGUGCCGCAGCGUCUGCGGCUCUGCCUAUUUCACCUGCGAGAAGGCGGAUAUAAGCAUAUGUUGUAGAUGCUUUGUGCGUGGCAACUAUCGGCCUGGUCUUACUCCAGCGGACUUCAAGAAAGUUGAAAUUAGCGAAGACGCCAAAUCAGAUUGGACAGACAAGGAAACUCUUCACCUACUUGAGGCUGUCUUGCAUUAUGGAGAAGACUGGAAGAAGGUUUCUGAGCAUGUUGGUAGUCGCUCGGAGAAAGACUGCAUUGCUAGACUCAUCCGAUUAUAUUUUGGAGAACAGUUCAUGGGAUCCAAGGAGCAGAAAAUGGAGUUUGAGAUUGAUGAUGUUACUAAUGAAUCUAGAGCAGAGAUCCCAAACCGACUCCGUCUCACACCACUGGCAGAUGCAAGCAAUCCAAUUAUGGCUCAGGUCGCGUUCUUGUCGGCAAUUGUUGGCGCAGGCGUUGCAGCAGCAGCAGCGCAAGCAGCUAUUUCUGCACAAUCCCAGGUUGAUAUGAAUGACAGCCAGACUGAUUCUCCAAUCAGCAGCACUAAAGAAGAAGAAUCUUCUUACACUAAUGGGCUUACAGCCAACGAUUUACUCAAAGAGGCAUCCACAAAUGCACAAGUGCAACUUCAAAAGGAGCAAAAAGAUAUAGAGCAAUCUUUAUCGGCUAUAGUGGAUGUCCAGAUGAAGGAAAUCCAGGAUAAGAUAAGCCGUUUUGAGCAGAAAGAGCUGCUUAUGGAGAAAGAGAGGGAGCAGCUUCAUCACUUACGGGAACUGCUUUUCGUGGAUCAACUCGCGGUUGUGCAGCAUCAGCGCAGACCGCAUGCUGUAGCGGCUGAGAACAAGGAGGAGGAGAAACCGAAACCUAUUAUCACCAUGAGUUAA